Rotaria sp. Silwood1 is the source of this 1377-nucleotide messenger RNA. The record is from the annotation of a GenBank genome assembly. NCBI's taxonomy places the organism in Eukaryota, Metazoa, Rotifera, Eurotatoria, Philodinida, Philodinidae.
AUGGACAGAUCAAUAGUCAAAUAUUGUAAUACAUGUGAAGAACUUGCUGGAUUUUAUUGCAAUGGAUGCCAUAGAAUAUUUUGUCAACGUCAUGGUCACGAACAUCGACAAUCACUUUAUGAACAACUUGAUUGGUUAACUGUGGAUCAUGACGAUUUUGUUAAUACAGUUAAUAGUACUGAGUCAAUCACACAGAGACAUUAUUCAUCAAAACAAAUUAUUGAUAAAUGGGAAGAAGAAUCCAUAAAAUAUAUCCAAAAAACGGCAAACGAAGCUCGACGUGCACUUUCAGAUGCCAUAAAAGAUCACAUUAAUGAAGUAAAAGAAAAAUUAAAACUAUUAACAGAAAAAUUACAUGAAGUAAGUCAUAACAAUAAUAAUCAUAAUAAUCAAAAUACUACUAAUACUUCUACUACUACCAAUAAUAAUAAUCAAUAUAAUACUUUUGAUGAAAGAAAUAUAAGACAAUGGGCAACAGAAUUAAAUAAUCUUAAACAUGAAUUUAUUGCACAAUCCACAUUUACUGUUCGUAUUCAUGGUAAUAAACCUGUUGUAAUGCCGAUUAUAAAAAUUCAACCUGAUCAUGUGCAUGAAAAUUACUCGAAUGAUCAACAAGGAUAUACAUUUGGUGUAGUUCCUAUUAAGAAUUCUCUUGAUUCAAACAAAUCAUCUUCUAUGAAUAUACAAGAAGAAAAACCGAUUACUCAUGUAUCUGUAGAUCAAAAUUUAAUUUUAUUAUCACAAAAAGAUGAUCGAUUUUCAUUAUGUACUGAUCAUGUUAAAAUUCUUGAUAAUGGUCAACUUAUCAUUCAUGAUUCUACAAAAUUUGAUGCAUCAAUAAUUGGUUAUCAAGAAUAUUCUCAAGGUGAACAUAAAUUACUCUUUCAUAUCGAACAUAUGACUUCUGAUGAACGGAUUUUUUUUGGUAUUGUAUCCAAACAUACAUCUCUUAAUCAAAAUUCCUAUAUGGAUUCAUCAGCUCAUGGUUGGUCUGGAUAUAAUAAUGUUUACUUAAAUGGAAAAUCGAUGCCUACUCUCAAUGGAUAUCUUGAUAAUAUGAAAAUGAAUGAUUUUAUUGAAUUAACAAUUGAUUGUGAUAAACAAAAAAUUUUUUUAUGGCAUUCACGUCAAAUAUAUAAAAAUAAACUUCCUGUUGAUAUACGAACAUGUCCAUUUCCAUGGCAAUUAUUAAUAAGUUGUCAUAAUCCAAAUGAUACGAUACGUAUUUUACCAUCAUCAAUCAGUUCAAUAAUUAAACAAGAACAAGAUAAAUUAAAUAAUGCUAUGAAAAUUAAAGAAAAUGGAUUUGAAAAUGAAAAUGAUUGUUGUCCAAAUCGAUGGAAAAUAAAUAAAACAGAUGCAGUUCAAUAUGUUUAG